UAUCAUUGACCAGAGUCACCGAUAAGAGCUCUGGGGCUGGAAGAGAAGAGGGUUCAGCGAUAUGUCUACAAUAUAUUGCACACCGUACAGCCAGUCACACACAGUAAGAUAAUGUUUAUUUUUCGGGGGUCGAGGAGGUGUGUCAUUUGUGACCACAAAUCCGUCCUGCAGUAUAUAUUGAGGGAAAAAAUAGGAACAAAAUAAUCCAAAACAAUGUAACAAGGACUGCUGAACUACCUGGGAGAAUACGGCAGGGUUUAUCCAAAUCCAAAUGUGUCACAUGCCACAGUAAAUUAGGGUGAUACGCAGUUUAUCAGUCAAAGUAUCAGCCAGUGAGUCCGUCGCUGCAAUGGAGAACUACAGCCCAGACGACUUGUUUCGAUUUAAAAGGAAGAACACAAUGUCCAAACCUUCCUGUGCUGGCUGCCACACAACUGGACAUCAUCUUCACCGUUCAGAUGUAGAAAAUGUGGAGGAGCGGCAGAGAUAUGAGAGGAUGGUCAGCGAGUCUCUGCAGGCUGUUGAUCCGGACCAACAGGAGCUCUCAGGCAGAAGGAAACCAGCAUUAGUCAGGUCAAAGACCUUCGACCACUCCCUGCUGACUCAGGUCCAGACAGACUCAAACCCCAAGAUAGAGAGAAAGAAGUCUCACUACAGCCAGCUUUCAAAGAGCAACUGUCAGUACCAUAAAAUAUUUAAGGAAAUCAGCAAAGAGGAACAGCUCAGACAGAGUUACACCUGUGCUCUGCAGAAAGACAUCCUUUACCAGGGACGAAUGUUUGUCUCUGACCACUGGAUCUGCUUCCACUCCAAGGUGUUUGGCAAAGACACAAAGAUUGCCAUCCCAGUGAUAUCCGUCACUCACAUCAAGAAAACCAAAACUGCCAUCCUGGUGCCAAAUGCUCUGGUGAUCGCAACCGCCAAUGACAGGUAUGUCUUCGUGUCCUUCCUGUCCAGAGACAACACCUACAAGAUCUUGAUGUCCGUCUGUCUCCAUCUGGAGGAGAAGAGUCCAUGCAGCAGCCCCGUCCCCUCCUCAGCUGAGAACAGCUUCAGAGGUCAGAGGUCACCUCUAUCGCCUCGCUUUCCUCUGAGUUUUCCAGGUGAUUUCAGCGAUCUGGACGGAGCAGUGAGACAGCGGAGGCAGGAGUUGGAGGAAAGCAGCAGCUCUGACUCCCAGACCCCUGACUAUGAGAAGAUAGCAGAGUUCCCUGUUCCUCCAUUUCUGGAUGUGUUGAAGAACACAGAAGGUGCAGCUCCUCCUGAACAUCCAGACCAUCAGCACAAAGCGAAGAACCAGCAUCAAAAACAGCUGAGCCCAGACAACAAGCAGCAUGACGCACACCACGCUGGCUCUGAGCUGGUGAUUGACAGCAGAACUCUGAAACCAGUUUCUCUCAACACUGUGCUGUUUGUCUACCUGUUUCUAGUGUGUUUCCUGGUCUUGUCUUCCUGUUACCUGGCCUUCAAGAUCGUUUCCUUGGAGCAGAGACUGACGACGCUUGGCUCCGUCAGCGACUUCACCCACCAAGAAAAUGACUUUCUGCGGGGGAGCGACGUGAACACAGAUCUUUUCUCUGAACUACUGACCAUCAACCUGAUGAAGCUUGAGAAGGUGCAGAAGAACCUGCAGAGGCUGCUGGAUGAAGCUGCGUGAAUGUACUGGAAACCAGUAUAUUAAGAUGAAAGCUGUAUACAGUUCUGUAAAUUCACUGUAAAUAUAUAGUUUAUUAUAGUGGAUGUUACAACCUGACAAUACUGAGAUGUAACUAACAUAAAGGGCUUGGAAAUUAUGAUACGCACAAGCACUUUAAAUACUGUUUUCACUGCAGCUGUAACCACACCCAGCGGUGAUGUCAUUGUAUACUGGCACACUACUGCAGUAAGACAAACAUUUUUUAAGAAGCUUUUUUUGUUAAGUAGCUCUUGUAACUGCAAUUACAGGCCAACCUGUGGUUCACGUUUCAUCAGCUGAUUAGAAAUCAAACCUCCUGGUUAAAUACAAUAGUAUUGUAAUAGUGUUGCAUUUGCUUGAUGCAAAUGUAACAGAAACAGUAGUAUUUUAAAGGGUCUGACAUUUCACGAGAAUAGUUUUGGAAGGCAGUGAUAUUGCUUAUUAUAUUUUUCUCUCUGUUGAACAAAAUCUUUUUUCUCAGCUACUGUUGCUGUAUUAACUUUUAAUGAAGUGAAAGUUUGGAUGUUUUUCGGCCAAUUCACUCAGGCCUAUGUUUACAGUACUGUGCAACUGACUAGAUCAAGGCUGUGUUCUCAGCGGUGCAUUUAUCUUCUGACUUUUGCCUUGUUAGACUGAUCCCAUUGAUGUUCUCUCAGCCGACUGAAAUAGCAAACACAGAAAUGUGUUUGCAUGAUGACAUGUAGGACUGACAACCAGCUCUGGACUUCAGCUUUCAUUGGCCUGGCUGGAGCUGCUUUUGUAGAUACUUCACAACCCCUGACUGGGUUUAUCUCAUGCUACCUUAAAGCUGUCAUUUUCUGAUGUAAGCUAGAAAUGCAUAAAACCUACAGUGCAAUGUAGCAGCUGCUGCCUCUGCCUUUAUGGGGCCCAACAGCUCUUUUCCACUUCAGUGACCUGAGGCUUCUUGUUACAUGGUGGCUUUAAACCUCCGAUACUGUUAACACAGAACCUUUGGUUAAACUAACUGUAUGUAUUGAUGCAUCAGCUGAACAACUUGACAUGCAGCCGUAACCGCGUGUGUAAACAUCAUUAAGCUUAUUAUGAUUCAUAACAGAGAUUUACAUAAUAGACUGUUACAGGAAUGACUGUGAUCUGUCAAUAUAGGGAAUUAUACACAGAGGGUCUAUACACAGAUUUAAUCAUUUUAUUUUCCUCUGUUGGGGAAUGAAGUUCUAUUUUGAAAUAAAGUUUUAUUUUGCUGUUA
Dicentrarchus labrax (European seabass) is the source of this 2900-nucleotide messenger RNA. RefSeq names its product GRAM domain-containing protein 2B (gene gramd2b). Lineage: Eukaryota; Metazoa; Chordata; Actinopteri; Moronidae. The record is from RefSeq and is a predicted model, not a curated record. Bases 350 to 1657 code for a protein of 435 amino acids. The transcript has 14 exons.